AUGGCGAGGGCGGCGGGGCGGAGCGGGGCGGGGCCGGCGGCCCUGAGGGAGCCGGAGCCGGAGCAGUCAGCGGCGAUGUCGGUGCAGGUGGCGGUGGCCGCGCCCGCCGUGGAGCUGAAGGAGCUCGGCGGCCCCAUGGACAAGGCGGCGGGGCCGCCGUGCGAGCCCGUGGGCGCUCACUCAGCGGGGCACGGCGCGGCGGCGGCGCCCGCUUGCCCCGUGCCGGGCGCCGAGCGUGAGGCGGCCCCGGCCCCCUCCGCCGAGCGGCCUCCGGGGAGCGGCUGCCCCGGGCUGUCCUCGGCCGCCGGGCUGUCCUCGACCGCCGGGCUGUCCUCGGCCGCCGCCAAGGUGCCGCAGGCUUCGGCCAUGAAGAGGAGCGACCCGCACCACCCUCAGCACCGGCACCGCGACGGCAGCGACGGCGGCGGCGCCGCGGCCGAGGCGCUCGUCAGCCCCGACGGCUCCGUCACCGAGGCGCCGCGCACCGUCAAGAAGGGUGGGCUGGGAACGAGCUCGUCGCCUGAAACAGCUUCAAACCUCCUAAUGCCAGGAGCAGAGCCAAAGAUCCGGGAGAAACCUGGGAAUUCCACGUGAGGAGCAGCUCCCAGCUGGCUCCUGCAUCCUUCUGCUUGCUGAAGGCGGCCGGAUUUGCUGCUGGAGGGGAUCUGGGAGCACAAACUGUUCCUUCUCCUCCUUUUCUCAGCGAUUCCGGCGGCUUCCAGCCACCCAGAGCAGGUUUUUAGUUCGCCGGAUCCGCGCGUCCGGGUCCUGUCCUCCUCAGCGGGAGUUGUGGAAAGAGAUCAUAAUUCGAUAUCCUCGCCUUAGCGAAAUAAAAGCCAGGUUUUGGGGAGGCAUCAAGUUGUCCUCGGGCACGUGGAGCUGAAGCGUGGUGGUGGAAAGGAGGUU
This is a messenger RNA of Hirundo rustica (Barn swallow), 906 nucleotides long. RefSeq names its product putative adenosylhomocysteinase 3. The record is from RefSeq and is a predicted model, not a curated record. Bases 1 to 594 code for a protein of 197 amino acids. The transcript has 2 exons. NCBI's taxonomy places the organism in Eukaryota, Metazoa, Chordata, Aves, Passeriformes, Hirundinidae.